CUAUUCACAUUUCAACAUCAUAUCUCCCUUCCUAAUAUUUUCCAUCCAUUUACAACCCACUUUCCUAGCAAAAACAUACUCUUUUCUUCCACACCACUAUAUUUGCCAAAUCCUAACCCAAUCCCACAACAACAACAACACAAACAGAUCCUGAUCCACUACACUAAAUUAUAGCAAAUGAAUGUUAUUUUACCUGAAACUGUCUCUGCCAAGAAAAAGAAGCUACUCAUAAAAGAGCUUCUUCAGGGUAAAGAAUAUGCUACUCAGUUAAAACUUUUGCUUAAGAAUCCUGUUUGUUCUGAUGGGUCUCCUUCUGUUAAGGAAUUGGUGACUAAUGUGUUGAGAUCUUUCUCUGAGACUAUUUCUGUGAUGAAUUCUACUGAAGAUUGUAGUUUAGAUGUGAAUGAUUCAGGUUCAUUGGUGGAAGCUGAUGAUUUGAAGUCUGAAGAUACAAGUGAGAGUAAGAAGAGAUUGUCGCCAACUACAAAGGAUAGAAGAGGUUCCUACAAAAGAAGGAAGACAGAUGAGACAAGGACCAUAGUCUCUAAAACAAUUGGUGACACUCAUUCCUGGAGAAAGUACGGACAGAAGGAAAUCCUCAAUUCUAAUUUCCCAAGGAGUUACUUCAGGUGCACCCGGAAGCAUGAUCAAGGUUGCAAAGCAACCAAACAGGUACAAUUGAUAGAAGAGAAUCCAGAAAUGUACCAAAUUACAUACAUUGGCUUUCACACAUGCAAAUCCACUCUACACACUCCACAAAUGGUCUCAUUCUCUGAAGAUACUAAUUGGGAUUCAAUUCUUGUGAAUUCUAAUCCUCACUCAAAGGAGGUUCUAACAAAUUAUGAUCAACAAGAUUCACAUGUUAUUAGCUCAGAAAGGUCAAUUGUGAAACAAGAAUAUCCCAACAACGACGACAGUACUACUCCGAGGAGUGAUGUUACUGACAACUUAUUGGAUCCUAAUUUGUGGUCUGAUUUUAAGGAUUUUGAACUCUCCAAGGAUAUUGUGUAUUCCUGCACUGAAUCUCAAAAUCUUGAAAUUGAUUUUGGGGUGUUUUCUUCUGAUUUCAGCAAUGAUUUGAUAUAUUUUGAUGAAAGUCAUUUGCUUUAAUUAGUUAGCUUAUUGAGUGUGUACGUAUUUUGAUCUUCCACGUCUGUCAAUUUGAUGUAGAGAAGAGCUUUUCUACAAUGAACUUAGAGUAACCAGUUACCAUUUGUAAGUUUUAUCUGCCAUAUAAUAGGCGUGUGCAUAUAUAAAGGUAUGUUGCACAAUUUGCUUUUCUGUUAUCUUUGCAAGAUAUUGUAUAUGAUGAUCAAAUUAAUGGCC
Messenger RNA from Medicago truncatula (barrel medic), 1326 nucleotides. Its product is annotated as probable WRKY transcription factor 70. Bases 178 to 1110 code for a protein of 310 amino acids. Gene Ontology annotation, biological process: regulation of DNA-templated transcription. Gene Ontology annotation, molecular function: DNA-binding transcription factor activity; sequence-specific DNA binding. The transcript has 3 exons. The record is from RefSeq and is a predicted model, not a curated record. NCBI's taxonomy places the organism in Eukaryota, Viridiplantae, Streptophyta, Magnoliopsida, Fabales, Fabaceae.